Messenger RNA from Lagopus leucura (white-tailed ptarmigan), 5090 nucleotides. Its product is annotated as peripheral-type benzodiazepine receptor-associated protein 1-like. Gene Ontology annotation, biological process: neuromuscular synaptic transmission. Gene Ontology annotation, molecular function: protein binding. NCBI's taxonomy places the organism in Eukaryota, Metazoa, Chordata, Aves, Galliformes, Phasianidae. The coding region runs from base 729 to 1430 and encodes 233 amino acids. The record is from RefSeq and is a predicted model, not a curated record. The transcript has 7 exons.
GGAGGCGUCCUGGGGAGAGCUCAGAAAAUGUGUGCUGGAGACACACGAGCGUUUUCUGCCCCAGGCUUGUGGUACUCCCCAUAGAUGACUCCCAGUUUCCAACACAGAGCCCCAGCCCACAGCCCAGAGGAGGAGACAGAUGUGCUUUCCUCCAGGGCUUCGGUGCAGCCUUCCUUUGUGUGCAUCAGAGCCCUCCCAGUAAGAAAGCCCCGAGGGGCUGCAUCUUCUUCCGUGUGGUCCGUGAGGGAUGCGGCACGUGGCCUGGAGGGAGUCUUGUGUGCCCUGCCAGGUGCCAGCCUGCAGCUCAUCCUGGCUGCUCUGCAACUUUGGAAAUCGGGACCCUAGUCCUUCUCCCAGCCUGUCCCACGACCCACAUCCAGUUACUGCGGGGGUAGGAGAUCACGCCGUGCAGUGGGUCCUUCUCUUGUCUGUUCUUGAUUGUAGAUGAUGAGCUCGGUGCUCUCUUUCUGGAUGACCUCCUGGAUCCAGAUUUCACACCUGCGCCCAAGGCACAACCCAGAGGCCCUGCUGGCGAAUCAGAACGGAAUCCUGUCCAUGAACCUGAGGGGAAUGCUGGAGAUGUGAGUGGAGGAGGUGAUCCAGCUUCCCCUCUGAGCUCUGAGACCGAAACCCGGACGGAUGGCAUGGGUCUGGAAAGGGGAAAGGAUGAAUCCAACAGAGGAAAAUUCUCCCAGGGGUCUUACCAUCCGUGAGAGCUGCUGAAGGAAAUGGACGUGGCAGCUCGUGGGCUGAAUGCAGGGAAAAGCACAAAGGCUGCUGUUGGCAGAUCUGUGCGGCAGCGCCACGUGGCAGUGAUGGUGCUGCUCUCAGCUGUGCUGCUGUCUGCGCUGGUGCUGGCCUGCAUCGCUGUGUCGCAGACGUGGAACAAAUGCCUUGUGUGCAAGAGGAGAGAGAGAGCAGCAGAGCGAGCUCAUCCUGACACCGGCUGGGAGGGAGUUCCAGCUGGAGAUGAAGUGGAGAGUGGAGAGGCAACGAGAGAGAUCCUUGCCCAAGCAAACAAGAACCUCAGCAAUAGUUUCAGUCCGUUCCGUUCUGCCAUCCCAGAGGCCAGAGGUGUUCAGACUCGUCUGGAAGACCUGGAGCGUGAACUCCAAGCCAUGAAAAAGGUCCGUGGGAACAGUGGACGAGUUCGAAGAUUCUUAGCUCGCCACAGCUACCGUCCUUCUGAGGGUUCUAAUGAGGACCCAGAAAGCGAGCUUCCUCUGACCGCCGGACAGCACGUUUAUGUCUUUGGAGAUGUGGAUGAGGACGGCUGGUUUCUGGGAGAGCUGACGGAUGGCACGAGAGGGCUGGUCCCUUCCAGUUUGGUUACAGAGGUUUCAGAUGAUGAGCUGGACACAACGAUGCCUCCCGAGCUCUGUGAUUUCCUGCUGGAAACGGAUGAUUGUGUCGAUGCAAAGAGUCCAUAAUGCAGCAACAUCCUGUCACAAUUCUUGCCUCACUUCAUCACCAUGUUUCUGUUUCACCAUUGUCAUGCUGCUGUACUGUGUUGCCAUUGUAUCCCUUUUAUCCCAUUGUCAUCACUCUGCUAUCCCAGUGUUAUCUCUCCAUUGUCUCAUGUUGCCAUUGUCACUGGCCCCCUGUUGUCCUGUGUCAUCACUGUCACCCCAUUUUCACCCUGUUGUCCCAUGGCACUCUUGCUUUUAUCCCAUUUGUCCCGUAUUGCCUUUGCCUUUGUCACCCCAUCAUCCAAUUUGCCAUCAUCAUUGUCUUCCCAUGGUCCUACUGUUGUCCCUUAUGAUGACAUCACUAUUAUCAGCCUGCAGUCAGUACAUUCUCAUGCUGUUCCCUUGUGUUGCCAUUACAAUUGUCUCCUUGUUGUCCUGUGUCAGAAACCCGGUUGCAGCUCCUCCCACACUGCCAGCCCCGUGCUGGCUGCCGGCUGCUCCAGCUUGAGCUGCUUGAGGUGGGGGAAGAAGUUGUACAGACAGCCCAGCAGCUCGUUGCUCUUCACUGUAACGUGUUCUCGGCACUGCCACCAUCACCACACUGCCACUGCCCACAGGGACACAGUGACGUGCAGGGACAAGUGGUGAUGUCUGUACCAGGUCACAGGCACUGUGUGUCCUCCAGGCACUCCUCGCUCAUGGGCUGCACACCCACCUGUAGCUGCAGCGUGAAGUUGUGCAUGGCCCAGAUUAAGCCACAUCACCAUUCUUGUCACGUUGCUGUUGUCACUGCACUGCUGAUCUCCCACACAGUGUGAGGGACUUCCACUACGGUGCAGCCCGGUGAUGGACACAGCCACCAAUGGGCUGGGUGACACCAGUGCUGUGGGGUUAAGAGACAGCAUGCUGCUGUUGCAAACCAGGCAGAGUAGGGCCGGCAUCAGGGGCACUAGAGCCUCCUUGGCCAUGCAGCUGCCAGAACCAAAAGGUUCUGCCCAGAUCCCUCAGACACAUUUCCUGCUGCUGCUUCCUUUGCUUUACCCAAACAGGGCCCAGUGCUGUUCCAAAAUGACAACAGCUGGAAAGUGUCACACAUACUCCUCUUCGCUGUCACUGUCUGACAGGACAAGCUGAAGCUAUGUGAGCAGAUUGCUCAGGAUGUUCACACCUGCGUGUCACCAUGACCAUGACAUUCCACUGAGAGCAGCUCGGAUGUCUACCUGUGCUCUAGGACUGCCCAGUCUGGAAAAGCCUUUUGAAUUGUAUGGGCGUGAAAGAUGUCACUUUGCACUAGGAGAGUUAGCAGAACACACUGGAUCCAGGAAGAGAACAGCUGGCUAUUUCUCUGGACAGUUGGACCAAGUAAAUAUAGGGUGGAUGUCAUGAGCAGUGUCAGCAAACCCUGUGGCACUGCCUGAAUGCAGGAGGAAAGGCCGGGUCCUGGCCCAUGCCACAGCCGGCAGCAGCCCCGGGGCUGCCUGCAUAUCCCAAGCACAGCGGCGUGCCCAAGAGGACGGAAACGCCCCCAGGACGGGGCCGCAGCUGCCAGCCUGGCCUCCCGUUCCGUGUUGGAAACACUGCACCCCGCCGGAGUCGGGGCCAGAACCCAGCUCAGCCUGAGCCGGGCCGCAGGGAGGAGGGAGUGGGUUGGGUGCUGGGGGGAAGGGAUCCCCGUGGUUGCAACCUCUACAGCUGCCCACCUCGGGAAAGGCAGAGAGGAACAAAACUGACAGUGGCGUGAUGGAACUCUCAGUUUUAUUGUGAUGGACUAUGAUGACUUUGGAUACAAUUGGAGCUUGCACAUGGCUGCUCCUGCGACAUCAUUGGGGCUGGCUGUUGAUGUUCGGGGCCCAGCGUGGUACCCGGGAGCGGCUUCGCCCCCGGGCUGGUACCCGGGAGCGGCUUCGCCCCCGGGCUGGUCCUCGCCGCCUGGAGCGGCUCCUGUGGCAUCUUCGGGGCUGGCUGGGGGUCUCUGCAGCCCGAUGUUCAAGAGGGGAGCGGCUUCGAGUCCGGGCCCACCCUGGCUGUCUGGACCGGCUUCCAUCCGCUGCUGUGGAAGCCCUUGAGGACCGCGGUGCUCCCCGUCUUGUGCAUCUGUUGGUGCCGCUCUCAGCACUUUGGGUUGGUGCCUGCCUGCUCCCACGUGUUUGGCGUCUUCGGGGCUGGCUUGGAGAAUCUGGGGCCCGGUGCUGCAAGGGAGAGCGGCUUCUUGUCUGGGCCCGCUGCCCCUGUCUGCACCGGAGGUUGUAGCCAACUGCAGGGGAGUUCCUUGAGGACUCUGAUGUCCCCUGGCUGGCAGAGUUUAGGGCGCUGCUCCCGGCAAUUGGGGCAGCAUUAUGGCUGCUCCCACGGUGUUCCUGGGGCUCAUUAAAGCCAUUUUCAUCCCGGUGUAGACGUGGGCGGAUUCUCCUCCGGUCUGUCCUGCGCUGCCUGGACAGGCCGCCGCUCUCAGGCACGCGGGAACAGUCAGCUGGCCCCAGUGGUGCCUGGCUGGUGGUGCUGGAGCUGCUCCUCUCUGGUGUCGCAGAGCCUUGGGAUGGCUCCAUUUCCUGCUGGCUGAUGGUGCUGUAGCCAGGAAGAUCUGAGUUGCUGCCGGAGGCUGUAAGGGGAGGCAGGAAGGUGAGCAGGAUGGAAUUACAGCCACGGGGUGGAACUGGCUCCCAUUUGUCCAGGGCUAGAGGGAUUUGAGCAAGGCCGCUCUGAGCAGCCGCUGCCAGGCCUCGCCUGGCCCCAGCCCAGCAGCACGCGGCCGUUUGCCUCUUACCGGUGCCCUCUCCAGCACAGGCGUUGCACUCCCAGCUAGCUGUGCUCUGACUCAAGUUGGAACAGCGCCGAUGAGUGCCUUGCGCAGCACAGGAGCUGCAGAGGAGCAGCUGCCAGGGCCUGGGGAAACCAAGGGGUUGUGGCCAUCAGGACAAAGUGAUCUGAGCCCGGGAGUGCCCGGCACGGCUCUGGUGCUCAGUCCGUGCUGCCCCAGGCUGUGGCGAGGUCGCGAUCCCACGCAGAGCCCCAGAGGGCUGCUGAGGCAACUCACCCCUCUCUCUCUGCGUGCUCCCUGCCGCGUGGGUAACAGCAGUCACUGGCAUCGCAUCUCCUGUGCCUCUCGCGUAGAGAUGCGUAGGCGUUGUUGCCCUCCCAUGUUGGUCUUCUGCCAGAGAAGGGAGGGAAUGUGAUGAGCACCCGCUGCUCCAGGACUAAAACUAAUCCAAGGAAUCCCUCCCCCUCCACCCCGUCUCCAGUUUGAGAUUCCCAAUGGUGCUGAGGGCCAUGUUGAUGGCUGCAAAGGACCAGGCCUGCUGGGACAGUCCCUUACAAAGGACAGCUCAUGUGCCCUCACAUCUCAAGAGCUGGCUGAAAGACACCAACCUGCCUGGGAUUCGGAUCCCCAUAAAGAACAUGUUUGGAAUAAACUUGAUGUCGUCUCUGCAGAGGGGGCACCGGAAGUAAUAAAACCCUGCGUGCAGAGCCUGUUCCUGCAGCAGAAACACAAGCAGUGUGAUUGUGAGCCAGGCCUGAUGCUGCUGAGCGCCUGUGGUGCUUGCAGGGUGAGGGGAGGGCUCCUACCUGGAUGCAGACCCGGUGGAACCAGGCGUGUCGGCAGGCCGGGCACACCAUGGUGCUGUAUGACCUGCCGUCCCCCACAGGGUCCAUGCAGAUGAUGCAGGUCGUGUCCUGCACAGG